UUGUCCCACCGGCGUUUUAUUUAGCAGCAGAAGGUCGUCCGCAGCUUUGUGGUAUUUACUUGACAAUACUAAAAAGCUAAAGUAGCCUAAAUAAUUGUACUUUGUAGCGGGUUUAUGGCUCGAGGCGUGAAGGGAUGUGAGCUUUGCUGAAAAAUAGAGGAACGCGGCUGUACGUGGCGAUUAGUGGGGCUCGUUAUGAAACCUUGCUAACUACGCUAGCUAACGUUAGCAGGUGACUAACGUAGGUUAACCAACGUUAGCUACGCUGACAGCACCAAAAGCGACAGGAGACACUGUUGAAGUGACGGCAGCCAACUAGCAAGUGAAUGCUAGUUAUUUUGACAAGUCAGGAUUAGCUAACGCUCCGUGUGGAUUAAUAACAACACCCACACCGAAGCAGGGUGGUUUGGACUGGACCCUUGAAUCCCACUGCCCGGGCCAGACCCCGGGCUCAGCUUCUCAGACCCAGGAUCUCUCUUCCUCGAACCGUGUGGCUGGUUUGAUGGCAGCCACGGCCGGUGCCCGGCGGUUACCCAUGGGUGUACGGACGUUCAGUGACUUUCUCCAGAUCGCCACUGUGGGCUCCCCUCGCGCUUGUCGUACACCGGCAUCAAGGGGAUGCCUGAGACAAAACAUCAGACACUUGUCAUCAUGUGGCAUUUUGAUGACAAGAACUCCCAGAGUGCUUUGCCUUCAAGACUGGGACACAAUGACAGCUGUUCCCCAAAGCAGAAACUUCAUCAGUCUCACCAACAAAAGGAAGGAGUACUCGGAGCGUAGGAUACUCGGGUUUUCUAUGCAGGAAAUGUAUGAUGUGGUGGCCAAUGUUGAUGAAUACAAGAACUUUGUGCCCUGGUGUAAGAAGUCCCAGACCAUCAUGAGAAGAGCAGGCCACUCCAAAGCCCAACUGGAAGUUGGAUUCCCUCCAGUGGUGGAGAGAUACACAUCUAUGAUCACUAGUGUCCGCCCUCAUCUAGUUAAAGCAGUGUGUACAGAUGGCAAGCUGUUCAACCACCUGGAGACGAUAUGGCGCUUUAGUCCUGGCAUUCCUGGUUACCCUCGAACCUGCACAGUAGACUUUUCUAUAUCCUUUGAGUUCCGCUCUUUGCUGCACUCCCAGUUAGCCACCAUGUUCUUCGAUGAGGUUGUAAAGCAGAAUGUCGCCGCGUUUGAGCGGCGAGCCUGUAAGCAAUACGGCCCAGAGACUCGUAUCCCACGAGAGCUGAUGUUUCACGAGGUGCAUCAGACGUGAUCUCAGCACCGGUUUGUCCUCAUCUGGCCUUAAACCACGCCCACCUUUAUUCCCUGUAUCCACACGAACCUGCAUGACGUCGUUAGCCGCCCAUCACGUCAAGUCUCCACCGCUACAGGCAUGGCUCCUGAAGAUGUCGGACAUCCAACUCUCGUAAGCAUUAUGUUGGAAGUCCUGCCUCAACAGAUUCGUGCUUAUGUCCUCCUCCUUGCGUUACGUCUGUCUACCUCCACUUAAGGGAUCCUUGUUUAGCAGAAGGAACACCCCAUUGCUCUUGCUCCAUGGCAGUUACAAGCUGUAUUUAUGUAACCAAAAGUAAAAUCAUUUGCAACAUCAUGUCACCAAUGGUAGAGAGUCGACUAUUAUUUUAAAUGAGCAGCACAGUGACACUGAACAAAACAUCCUUUUAUUUUUCUAUGAAAGGCACAGACUUUUGCUCUUAAGUGGGAUCAAGUCUUAUUGUUCACUGUGACCAGAACGUCACUUGCUUCACUGACACAUUACCAUGUCAAAAGUGAGCCCAGUUUUCUGUUCCCUUCAGCGCUUGGAUCAGCUAAUUAUACUGUAUUAGGAAAGCUUAUUCUUUGCCUUUACUUUUAUCAUUAGCAUUUAUUUCAAAUUGAAGUUUUAAUAUAUUGUUUGACACAUAGUAGUGAACCUGGUGUAAAAGGAUCAUUCAUUUCAUCCUUUUAAAUUCAUCAUCAGUGGUUAUAUGCGCAUUUUUACUGUUUUAUUAGGGUUCAAAUUAAAUGUGCCAUGUCUGGGACGUUGAAAGUGUUGUCAUGUAUGUUCUGAAAAUAUCAUUGAUGUCUGCAAAGGGAAAAUGGUAUUUUUUUCUUGAGUUAGCGCUGCCCUCAAUUGGCUUUGAGGUUUUUUGGAAAUUUAGCUUUAAUUUGGCUGUUGUGCUGUGAGAAUUGUGUUUUUUGGACAUUGAGACUUGGUCUGCCAGUUUUAAUAAUGCCUUAUUUUACAGCCCAGCACUAGUCACUAUCACAAGUAUAACAGGAGUGGAGGGGGGUCUAACUUUGCAGAAACAGGAGCACCUGAAUGAAUCCAUGGAUGGACUGGAGAGUACUAUGAAAUACUGUAAAUGGGAUUACAACAAAAAAUCCACAGAUCAUAUGCAUACCUGGCAACAUCGGCAUUUGAAAAUGCAGGAAAUUUUCUGGCACCCUGCCACUCUUACCACUGUCCACAUACCUCUUACAUUUAGACAAGGACACACAGUGAAUCCUGAAAUCACAAGGCAACCACAUGCUCUAAAAUGUCCGAGCAACAAGGAUUGGGUCAACUAGUCCCUACAUUAAGUGAUGACAGAUACCUGAUGACACGUACACAUCACUUACACAUUAUGCUUCAAUUGGGAUUUUGAAAGAGGUUACUGGCAAGUCAGACAGUUGAUAGAAGAGGGUGAUAAUGAGAAUGGAUGGGAGAGAGUGUAUGAAUGUAGUCAUUGGUGGAGCAUGUUUCUGCGCCUCUGCUUGGCAGAUUUGUUGCGUUGUCCUCUGUGUAAUACAUUAAAAUCCAUUUGACAUAUUUAACAAAAAACAUGACUGACUGACGUUGCGCCUCAUUAAGUACGGGUACGCCUCCUUCCAUUCGAUGAGAUACUUGCACAAACUUUUAGUAUUAGUUUAAAUAUGGAAAAUGUAUUGAUCGUAAUUUGCCACAGUAACAGUAAUCGAAUUUGUUUUCUGCACUGACAACAAGCUGUUCGAAGAGGUCACCUAAAGGUUUCCCUCCUGUGCCCUUUGUGUUCCGUGGUCCAUCUUUUGAAGGUCAUCAGUACAUGACAAGAAGUACAAAAUAUACUGCUGGGCUAUAGAAUAAAUCAUCAAUCAUUUAUCAUUGUCGAAGAGUUUCAUGCUUAUUUUUUGGAUGUUUUUAUUUCUAUACAUUAUGAUGCAUGAAUGUAGCAUAUAGUCUACAACAUUUUCCAGUGUUUGUGUUACAUUGUUUGGGCAUGACUACAUUUAUUUGGGAUUUAUAUUUCAUAUUAAGCAGCCCAUGGCAAAGGGCUCAUAAAGUCAACUGAUUGUACUUGAUAUACUGAUAUGUUCAGGUUGCCACAGGUCAACAGAAGAAGUGUGCAACCUUCUCAUUAUAGGCAGUUCAUUAUGUCCACAUGGUCCAAGUCUCAUACUCCAAUAAAACUGCAGAUUUUUAAAGCUGGAUUUUGGCUUCAAAGUUGAUUUGCUUUAUGUUCUUUGUUGGUAAGGUGAUCAGAAAUGAAGGGAUAGUUAAUCAUCAAUGCAUGAAGAAUGUUUGCGUCUGAGUCAAAAAAAGAAAAAUGUAUUAAAAGAUUGUUAGAUGCCUUUUCUGAGUGUUAUAUUCUUAAGCAAUUAAAUAGAUAAAGUCUAUUUUGCACCAUAUUGAAACUACUCUGGCAUGUAAGAACGCAUCUAUAACCCCAAGAUUUUAUUUUCAGUAUGUUGCACACAGAUUUAAUUUAAUGCCAAGUUUUAUUAUUGUGGGUGCUAAUACUGGUAGGUCAAAAAUUAUUUUAAUAUUUAAAGGGUAUUAGAUGAUCACCUUAGCCCUCUAUCCCCACAGUUUACUAGUCUAAUCUGUAACGAUGCAGACACACUGCUCUCACUGACUCAAGAGUUGCUACAGAAGAAUAUAUUGCCAUAAGUUUGCAGUCCAAUCACUUUUUUUCCAUUUAAGCUAAAAUGUAUCUUUGUAAAUACUGUGGUUGUAUUUCAGAGCUUUGUUAUUUAAAUAAAACAGCAGGUGG
This is a messenger RNA of Chelmon rostratus (copperband butterflyfish), 3989 nucleotides long. RefSeq names its product coenzyme Q10A (gene coq10a). The record is from RefSeq and is a predicted model, not a curated record. NCBI's taxonomy places the organism in Eukaryota, Metazoa, Chordata, Actinopteri, Chaetodontiformes, Chaetodontidae. Gene Ontology annotation, biological process: cellular respiration; ubiquinone biosynthetic process. Gene Ontology annotation, molecular function: ubiquinone binding. Gene Ontology annotation, cellular component: mitochondrion. The transcript has 5 exons. The coding region runs from base 503 to 1252 and encodes 249 amino acids.